Molecule: messenger RNA, 767 nt
Organism: Stomoxys calcitrans (stable fly)
Lineage: Eukaryota; Metazoa; Arthropoda; Insecta; Diptera; Muscidae
Product: gamma-glutamylcyclotransferase
Exons: 3
Coding region: 51-716 (221 amino acids)
Molecular function (GO): gamma-glutamylcyclotransferase activity
Source: RefSeq, a predicted model, not a curated record
CAUUUGAAACUGAAUUCGAACAAACAUUAUUUUGAUACGGAGCAACUACAAUGAAUUUAUUACGCACAUUUCUAUUAAUACUGCCAUUUGUGGUUUCGAUUUCAAGUUCAGCCAUAGAUGCGGAUAAAAUGAGGGAAAUUCAAGCUUUACCCGAAGUACAUGGAGAUAAAUUUUAUUAUUUUGGAUUUGGCAGUAAUAUGUUGGCUAAACGCAUACACAUACAAAAUCCUACGGCAGUUAAAAUUGGGCCAGGAAAAUUGGAGAAUUACAGAUUAGAUUUCAAUGACUUUUCUCGCAAUUGGGAUGGUGCCCCAGCCACCAUAGUGCCUCAUCCAAAUCGUACUGUUUGGGGUACGGUAUGGGAGAUCGAUAUUACAAAUCUGGCAGAUAUUGAUCAUCAAGAAGGUGUUCAUGAGGGCAUGUAUGAAGCAAAAAGUGUUCCGAUCACUCUGAAAUCUACUGGUGAGAUUAUAACAUCUCGUGCUUAUUUGUUAACCGAACAACCUGCAAGUGAUUUCAAAUCAAUGCAACCAGAGGAAAUACCCUCUAAGAGAUUGCCUUCAAAAACUUACAUUCAAUGUUUAGUUAAAGGUGCCAUUGAAUCGGAAAUAGAACCUGAGUAUAUUGAAUGGCUAAAAUCGCUUAAACACAAUGGCGUAGUGGCUGAGAAGAUGUCAAAUUUUUUGGAAUUGGAUAAUAUAGAAUUAAAAUCAUAGUUUAAAUUAUUUGUGUACAUGGUAUUUAAAAUAAGUAGCUCAAAUAUAAAA